AUGCUUUUCUUGGUUCCUUUCCUGUCCCUACUCGGCCUGGCAAUCGCCAUCCCCGACGGUCUCAUUAUCGAGAACCAAACACCUGAUAUCACCUGCACACGCAAGACAAAGUCCGGCGACCAGAUUGAUGUGCACUAUCGCGGUACUCUAGCCUCUGAUGGGAGCGAAUUUGAUGCUUCUUACAAUCGAGGACAACCUUUGAGCUUCGCGGUGGGAACGGGCCGAGUCAUCAAAGGAUGGGAUGAAGGUCUGCUAGACAUGUGCAUCGGCGAGAAACGAAAGCUUACAAUACCGCCUGAAUUGGGCUACGGCAAGAACGCUAUGGGUCCCAUUCCAGCUGGAAGCACGCUGAUAUUCGAGACUGAGUUGGUAGGCAUCAAGGGUGUCAAGAAAGAUGAGCUGUAA
Molecule: messenger RNA, 405 nt
Organism: Lithohypha guttulata
Lineage: Eukaryota; Fungi; Ascomycota; Eurotiomycetes; Chaetothyriales; Trichomeriaceae
Gene: FPR2
Product: Peptidyl-prolyl cis-trans isomerase fpr2
Exons: 2
Coding region: 1-405 (134 amino acids)
Biological process (GO): protein peptidyl-prolyl isomerization
Cellular component (GO): endoplasmic reticulum
Molecular function (GO): peptidyl-prolyl cis-trans isomerase activity
Source: RefSeq, a predicted model, not a curated record